Molecule: messenger RNA, 795 nt
Organism: Talaromyces marneffei
Lineage: Eukaryota; Fungi; Ascomycota; Eurotiomycetes; Eurotiales; Trichocomaceae
Exons: 4
Coding region: 1-795 (264 amino acids)
Molecular function (GO): oxidoreductase activity, acting on the CH-OH group of donors, NAD or NADP as acceptor
Source: RefSeq, a predicted model, not a curated record
AUGUCAGCCCUUAUCUUGCAAUCUAAGGUCGCCAUAGUGACUGGGUGCAGUAGUGGUAUUGGACUGAGUACUACACUUUCCUUGCUCUCGCAUGGUGCACGUGUUCUAGGCAUUGAUGUUGCUCCAUUCGACUAUUCUCUCCCCGAGGAGCAGAAGCCAUUGCUAGUGUUCCACCAGGCGGACCUGACGAAUUCUAGCGCUAUUACCGAGGCAGUCACGACAUGCAAAGCCAAGUUCGGUCCUCGUAUAGACAUCCUGGUCAAUGCUGCAGGUGUUGGUGACGGAUUUUCUAGCGCUGAUACCGUCACGGAUGGGGAAUGGGAUCGCAUCAUUUCCAUCAACCUCACCGCCCCUGUUAGAUUGAUGCGGGCGGUUCUUCCAUCCAUGAUAGAGCAUCAACAGGGGGCUAUUGUCAAUAUUUGCAGUAGAGCUAGUACCAGUGGAGCCACAGCUGGGAUUGCAUAUACGGCUAGCAAACACGGACUGGCGGGGGCCACAAAGAACGUUGCAUGGAGGUUUCGCAACCAAGGUAUCAGAUGCAAUGCUGUUUGUCCCGGUGGCGUUGUGACAAACAUUGCAAAGUCGGUGAACAUGGAGUGUUUUGAUCCAGCAGGAUUUGCUGAGUUCCAACCCAUAUUUGGGUUGCAUGUAGGCACUGAUCAAGCAACAGGCCUACCUGCACCUCACAUUGCUCCAGAGGAUGUCGCGCAAGGCAUUUUAUUCCUUGUCUCUGAACAAGCCAGCAAGAUCAAUGGGGUUUUGCUCCCUGUUGAUACGGCCUGGUCCACCAUCUAG